AUGAUUAUCAGUAGUAGUUGCGUGCGUACAUUUUGCCCGCGCCUCCCGUCGUCGUCGAAGAAGCGUGCCCUCCGGACGGCUGCGCUGGUGACUUUCACUAUCCGCCGGCGACGUUUGAGCACCGCGUGCUCAGUUUCAGCCACCAAGAGUAAAGAGAAGGAGAAGGUGAUAGUCGUAUCUGGGCCCACCGGAGCAGGGAAGAGCCGCCUGGCUUUGGAGCUCGCUAAGCGGCUCAAUGGCGAGAUUAUCAGCGCCGACUCUGUUCAGGUAUAUCGGGGACUUGAUAUUGGAUCUGCCAAGCCUUCCCCAGGUGAUAGACAGGAGGUGCCGCAUCAUCUUGUUGAUAUUUUGCACCCAUCUGAAGACUAUUCCGUCGGAAAAUUUUAUGAGGAUGCAAGGCAAGCUACAAGAUCUAUUCUUGAUAGUGGCCGUGUUCCCAUAGUUACUGGUGGCACUGGAUUGUACUUGCGCUGGCUCAUAUACGGAAAACCAGAUGUUCCCAAAGCAUCUCCAGAUAUUGCAUCUGAAGUGUAUUCCGAGUUAGCAGAUCUGCAGAACAAUGAAGACUGGGAAGCAGCUGUGCAGUUAGUGGUCAAAGCAGGUGACCCAAAGGCUCAAUUUUUGGCUGCCAAUGACUGGUAUCGAUUAAGACGCAGCCUUGAGAUCAUUAAGUCUAGUGGAUCACCUCCAUCUGCAUUUCAAGUACCCUAUGAUUCUUUCCGGAAACAAUGUGAUUCUAGUGUAGUUGACAGACAUGACAUCAAUCCUUCUACUGUUGUUGUGGAAGAAGUAACAUCAAAGGAAUUGGACUAUGAUUUCAUUUGCUUUUUCCUCUCAAGCAAAAGAGUUGAUCUUUAUAGAUCAAUUGACUGCCGAUGUGAAGAUAUGCUGUCAGGAAGUGAUGGUAUCUUGUCUGAGGCUAGAUGGCUUCUUGAUAGCGGUCUUCUUCCAAAUUCAAAUUCAGCAACCAGAGCAAUUGGUUACAGACAAGCAAUGGAGUAUCUAUUGAUGUGCAGGCAGCAAGGAGGUAGCUCUCCAAGAGAGUUCUUCAAUUUUUUAUCUGAAUUUCAAAAAGCUUCUAGAAAUUUUGCAAAACGGCAAUUGACGUGGUUUCGUAACGAGAGUAUCUAUCACUGGCUUGAUGCUUCCAAACCCUUGGAAACGGUGCUCAACUUCAUUUAUGAUGCAUACCAUGACAAAAGUGAAAAUUUGGUUGUGCCUGAAUCACUUAGAAUGAAGAAAGAGUUAUCAAGCCGCAGAGAAGAAUCCGAACUAAAGGGCUAUCGAACUCAAAAUAGGCAUUUUGUCAGACGUGAAGAUUGCUCAGACAUCCUAGACUGGAUAAGGAGAACACAAGGCUUAAACAGUGAAUCGUAA
Prunus armeniaca (apricot) is the source of this 1377-nucleotide messenger RNA. Lineage: Eukaryota; Viridiplantae; Streptophyta; Magnoliopsida; Rosales; Rosaceae. The record is from the annotation of a GenBank genome assembly.